UGAUAUUUCUAGAAACAUGAUUCAGUGUUUUUCUUAUUAUUUAAAAAGUUACAAAAAAAAAAUGAUUAUGAACUCCUUAAUAUGUUUGUAGUUACCAACAGUGCGCAGUGAUAUACGAUUCGCCGUCAUGUGAUGAUUAUGUUCGUACAGAAGAUAUCGAGAACGAAUCAGUCAUACUUUAGACUUUCCUAUCAAAACACGAAUCGAAUCCCAAUUGUGAAAGUGACCUUGACAGUGUGUUCGAGUGUAUUCAGUACUUAACAUGAUGACUGAAGAGAAGACACCCUUGCUUACCCAGCCAGAUGAUCCAGAGGCAGUCUACGUCAAUGUGACCACGACAGGGGGACAGCCCGAUCCCAACCAUGACCAUAGCACUACCUCUCAUAUCGUCAAGGACACAAGAUUUGCACAGAGUUCUGGCAGUUCUGGUUCAGGAGUCAGACAAAACCUACUGUACGAGCCAUAUGAUGGACCCCUUAUGACGGGAAAUCGUUACCAUCGUCAAAGUUCCAGUGCAGCUGAUAUUGCACAGCCACUCUCAUUAUCGUGGAAAGAUGUCAACGUGUAUGCCAUGCCAAAGGACAGGGGAUGUUGUCGAGGUCCUCCCAAAGGGGCAGAACCUAGACACCUUCUCCGCAAUGUAUCUGGAAUAGUGAAACCUGGAACAUUGCUGGCUAUCUUAGGAGCCAGUGGUGCUGGGAAGUCUACACUGAUGAACGUAUUGACCUGCAGGAACCAAACAAAGAAUUUAGUCGUACAAGGCGAUGUCCGCCUCAAUGGUGUUGAGGUCGGCAAAAGUAUUCGCAACAUGUCUGCAUAUCUUCAGCAAGAUGAUCUCUUUAUAGGAACUCUCACCGUCAGGGAACAUCUAAUAUUCAGGGCUUUACUAAGAAUGGACAAGAGAAUUGGUAAAAAGGAACGUCUACAAAAGGUCGAGGAGGUCAUAAGAGAGCUUGGUCUAUCCAAAUGUGCCGACACUGUGAUUGGGACACCCGGUCGAGUGAAGGGAAUAUCGGGAGGAGAAAGGAAACGGCUGGCCUUUGCCUCCGAGGUGCUGUCAAAUCCCCCGCUGAUCUUCUGUGACGAGCCUACGUCCGGUCUUGAUUCCUAUAUGGCCAAAAACAUUGUACAGACCCUAAAGUUGCUGGUGUCCAAGGGGCGUACCAUCAUCACCACUCUCCAUCAACCCUCCUCGGAGGUGUUUGAAAUGUUUGACCAGUUACUGUUGCUGACAGAAGGAAGAGUCGCCUACUUUGGACCUGCCAAUGAAGCACUGGAAUUCUUCAGCAAUGAAAAUUUCCAGUGCCCUCCAAACUACAAUCCGGCCGAUUACUUCAUCAUGACUCUGGCUAUUCUCCCGGACAGUGUGGAAAACUGCAAACGCAGAGUGGAGUCCAUUUGUAACUCUUUUGAGAAAACCAGCACCUGUAAGGGUAUGAUGGAUGAAAUUGGAGAAAUCUCCAGCUCCUCGUCAAACGGAUACAACCUCAGUUCUGAUUUCGACUCUUCAAGAUAUGGUGCCAGCUGGUUUGCUCAAUUCAUCAACGUGCUAUGGAGGAGUUGGGUGACCAACGUCCGAGAUCCAAUAGUGUUUAAGGCCAAGAUAUUCCAGACCAUUGUAAUCUCCGUGUUAUUUGGACUGAUCUACCUGAAGACAAAUGAUGAGUACAAUCAGAAUGACGUCCAGAACAUCAAUGGUCUCCUCUUCCUCCUCCUCAUCCAGAUGACCAUGCAGAACCUCUUUGCUGUUAUCAAUCUGUUCCCGCUAGAACUGCCUAUAUUUUUGAGGGAAUAUGGAUCUGGUUUGUACGGUGUGGAUGUAUACUUUCUCUCCAAAAACAUCGCUGAGUUGCCAGCUUUUACCAUUUUCCCAUUCGUCUUCUGUACAAUCCUGUACUGGAUGACCGGUCUCUACCAAGCAGUAGACAACUACCUCAUCCUGUGUGCAGUCAUCGUAUUUUCGGCUAACAUUGCAGGCUCGUUCGGUUACAUGGUGUCGACAGCCUUCGCUAGUGUAAAUGUAGCCCUUGCGGUGGCCCCAGCUGUCAUCACACCUCUGCUGCUCUUCGGUGGAUUCUUCCUCAACAACAACACUAUACCAGACUGGUUGCUGUGGGUCAAAUAUCUGUCCUGGUUCCAAUUCUCCAACGAACUAAUCUCUGUGAACCAAUGGAAGAACGUUGACCACAUAUACUGUACUAAUGUAACAGAAUAUCCGGCACCAGAAGGCUCGCCUGUGUGUGAAACAGGGGCAGCUAUCCUAGAGGGUUUCAACUUCAAGGAGGACAACCAGUUUCUGGACCUCAUGGUGAUGGCUGCACUUUUUGUGGGAUUCCGGCUGUUGUCCUUCAUUCUACUGGUUAUCAGAGCCAAACGGUCCAAAGCUUGAAAUCAGGGACAGAUACUUUGUAAGAUCAGAUACAGAUGUGUCCGUAUAAAAUAUAUACUGAGGUCAGGACUCCAGGGUUCAAAAAAACAAGUUAGCCUUAAGGUAAUGCCGUAUUUGUUGAAUGUUUCAAAUGUGGGGUAUAUACAUCCCUAGACAGUGAUUGCUUUAAUUUCAUAAUGGAAUAUAUAAGACAAAUUUGUAAAAAGAAAAAAAUAUUAAAUUCAUUUUUUUUUCAAAUUUUAAUGUAAAAGGGGGUAAACAGGGUUGAUGUGACCUCAUGAUAAAGGGAGUCAUUGAAUUAAAAUAUUCUUUUGUCAAAAUAUUGUUACUGUUAUAAAAUAUUUGUUUUAAAAUAUGUCAUUUUCUACAGAAGCAUUCCUUCUACAGCACUUGUAUAUAUAAAUGUUGAGAUGCACUUAGACAGAUACAUCAACAUUUAAAAUCUGAACUUGACUCUGUAAGGUUUUUUUUCAUGAUCCUGCAGGGACAUGGUUUUUUAACCCUUUCACUCCUUUGUAACUUUAGUAGACCCUGCCAUACAUUGAUCUGGAUGAGUCCAUUAUGGUCUAAAGUGGUGAAAGGGCUAGAUCCUGGCUCUUACUCUGAACGUUAAAUAAGAUUAGAAAAAAGGUCACCCAAGGUCAAUUGAUAUUGUUGUAAUGUAAGUCAAAUGGCAUGCUCAGCAGUGGUGAAGGAAAUUGAAGGUUGUGUAAAUAUUUGUAUUAAAUUAAACAACAUGUAGCUACAUCAUAUCUGAUUUCACAUCUUAAUUUAUGAUAUUCCUUAUGAAAUGUUUUGGAAAUACCAGGUAGUUAUAUACCUUUUGGGAUGAAGCACUGUGUUCUCAUUAAAUUUUAAAAUGUGUGGCUCAUUCGACAGAACAGCCAGUGGAAUGGUCACACCUUAUAAUGUUAAUUAACCUAAAUUUGUAUAAAUAUGUAUUUUAAACAAUAUAUAGCCAGUUCAGAUUUGGAUGAAUAGAAGCCUUAUUAUAGAUAUAAUUACUUUUGCCGUCAACUGGCUUUUUAUGAGGACACUGAUUUAGAAAUAUGUUUUAGUAAAAUGGUUGAUACAGAAAUAUAUAUCAAAGGAAAAAUUAAGCAUGACAUAGUAAGUCCAGUGAUUCCAUAAGCAAGGAUAUCAUGUAUCGUUCUGAUCAACAGUUUGGUGUAAGUGAUAUUGAUUUUACUGUGAUAAAACCAUUGAGUUAUUAGAGUUUUAUAAUCAUCUUUUUAUCGUCCAUUAUUAUAUAAGUUUUCGUAGAUACAUGUAAAAUAUAUUUGGUGUGGUAAAUUUUUAUGUAAGUUUGUGUUGAACAUUGGCAACGAAUUCGGGAUCACAUGUGAAAUCUGAAUUAAAACUCAUACUAAAAUAAAUAUAAAGAAGGUUUGUUCGGGAAAUUGAGUGUAAACAAAAUAUAUACUGUCAACAGUGCAACGAAGUUCAAUAUACACCAUCAUAGUUUUUUUUAUUAUCUUUUGGAUUGAAAGUGAGGAAAUGUGUUGAAUUUUUUGUAGGGCUGCAACGAUAUAUCGUGAAAAAAUAUGUCAUGAUAUUUUGAAUAUGGUACAAUACACAAUAUUUUUUCGAAGAUUACGAUACACAUACAAUAUUUAUGUCCAGGAUUUUGUCGUUUCUGAAUUUAGUCUACUCAUAUCGGUUCCAACAUGCAUGGUGAGUGACAGCUCCAGCGCGGCAUGCACGUCGAAAGACGUGAAUUUUGUGAAACUUUAAAGUCAUGCCCAUUUUCGAUCAACUCCAGUUGUGAUAUUGCCGUUAAAAAUUUGCAACAUAUCUUCUGUCUUUGCUUCAACUGUAACUAUAUGUAUUGUGAUACUUAUCGUAUUGUGACCACAGUAUCGUGAUACUUAUCGUAUCAUGACCACAGUAU
Molecule: messenger RNA, 4280 nt
Organism: Mizuhopecten yessoensis (Yesso scallop)
Lineage: Eukaryota; Metazoa; Mollusca; Bivalvia; Pectinida; Pectinidae
Product: protein white-like
Exons: 20
Coding region: 263-2389 (708 amino acids)
Cellular component (GO): plasma membrane
Molecular function (GO): ATP hydrolysis activity; ATP binding; ABC-type transporter activity
Source: RefSeq, a predicted model, not a curated record